Messenger RNA from Rhagoletis zephyria (snowberry fruit fly), 1871 nucleotides. RefSeq names its product ADAMTS-like protein 3. The record is from RefSeq and is a predicted model, not a curated record. NCBI's taxonomy places the organism in Eukaryota, Metazoa, Arthropoda, Insecta, Diptera, Tephritidae. Gene Ontology annotation, biological process: proteolysis; extracellular matrix organization. Gene Ontology annotation, cellular component: extracellular matrix. Gene Ontology annotation, molecular function: metalloendopeptidase activity.
UUGAAUGUAGUUUAGCGUUGGAAAGCAAGGUGCCCGCGUUUGUGUGCUACAAAUUAAACUACUACAUAGUAAAUCACUAAAACUACAUAUUUGGUUUCAGUUAUUGGCAUUUUGAAUUAAAAAAAAAAAUGGAAUAAUAAAAAAAGUGAAAAGAAAAAUUUAAUAAAAGUGAGUUGUGUGAAGAAAGUGAAAGAUUGCAUACGCGCAGAAAUAACCAAGCAAAAAAAAACUAAAACAACAAAGUGCAAAAGAGGGAGCGUACACGAAAUUAGGAAAGCAAGUGGAAAUCCUGCAAAAGAAUUUACAAUUUUCUAUGCUUCCACAAAAUAAAAAUAAAAGCGUGCGAAAAAGUUUCAAACAGUUUACACUAACGCCGUAGCUCUGAACAAGUGUGCGCGAAGAAAUAAAAAUAAUAAUAAAGGAUGAAAAAGAGCUAAAAAUUAAAAUCGAAUUUAAAAAAAAAGAAAGGUGUCCUCGAACCCAACUUACUGUUUGCCAGAAGCAGUGAAAAGGUACGGCGUAGUGUAAAAUAAAAGUGCCACAAAAACGCUUGUCACAAUUUUUGCUGCUCUACUUUGCUGCAUUAAGCAGGAAAUGGAUUAAAAGCGGAUUUUGAUCUCUCGAAAGUUGUAACGACGACAACGCUUGGAUUGUAGCAGCUUCGUUUUUCGUUUCGACUUUUGGAAGUCGCAAACCAUGACUCUACGAUCAUGCAGAUAAAAAUAAUGGAUACCAAAAUGCAUUUCUGGGUGAUCCUCUUGAUGACUAUUUUCAUUGAGAAUACCUCGGUGGCGAAGCGGCUGAAUGCUAGUCAAGCCUUUGAUGACACGUGGAACACCGCCUCCGAUUUGGAGAAUGAAUUAGAAUGCAUGUUGCAGCAAAAGCGUGGCAAAAGCAGUAGCAGCAGCAGCAGCAUCGGUGGCAUCUCAUCGGCGACGUUGUCGUCCGGCAGCAAAGAUGGCCAAUGGUCUGGUUGGUCGGAAUGGUCGACCUGUUCACGUACCUGCGAUGGCGGCAUUAUGCAACAAAUACGCCGCUGCUUCAACACAAAUGGUUGCAAAGGCGAAAGUGUACGCUAUCGCAUUUGCAACAUGCAGCCAUGUCCGGAGCAACAAGACUUUCGUGCGCAUCAGUGCGCCGCCUACAAUGAUGUGCCCUACGAUGGUACGCUCUACACGUGGACGCCACACUACGACUAUGUGGAACCAUGCGCAUUAACAUGCAGAGGCCGCCCAGCGCACUUACAUUUAGGCGACAGCGCCUCAUCCGAGACCGAAGGCGUUGAAGAUCCCGAACACUAUGACGAUCAUGUGAUCGUACAGCUGUCGGCGCGCGUUCAAGAUGGCACACGCUGUCGAACGGGUAGUCUCGAUAUGUGCAUACAGGGCAAAUGUCAGCGCGUUGGCUGUGAUUUGAAAAUCGGUUCAACGAAAAAGAUCGACAGUUGUGGCGUCUGCGGUGGCGACAGCAGCACCUGUUCGCAGCCACUCUACUAUUGGGAGUCAGCACCAACAAGCCAGUGUUCAGUUACUUGUGGUGGAGGCUACAAGAUGUCUCGUUCUGUGUGUCGAAAUCGUGUCACUGGCGUGGAAGUCGAGGAUACCAUGUGCAGCGGUCCCCAACGACCGGAACCAUCGGUGCUGCUCUGCAACACGCACACCUGUCCUCCGAGGUGGAUUACCGAUGACUGGAGUCCAUGUAGCCGGCUCUGCGGUCCUGGCUAUCGUGAGCGCAUGGUUGUGUGCGCAGAGGAGAAUAAUGGCAUCAAGACAACGGUACUGGAUGUUAUGUGUCGAACGCAAAAGCCAGCCACACAGGAGCCUUGCAUGAUUGAGAAGUGUCCAACGUGGGAGGUGGAGGAAUGGACUGGA